AUGCGAAUCUGGGCCAGAUCCAACAGCGUUGAGGGCUGCUCUCGUGAAAUGCCCCUCAAGGCAGGAGAGGCUCGAGAUGAUACCGAAUUCGAAAUGGCUGCGAUGGGUCAACUUUCCCGUGGCCCUGCGAGAGGUAGCCAACGACAUGCAUGUGUGGCACAGGACCAGUUCAAAUUUCAGUGGGACAAAGAAGGCUGGAUAGCUAGACGUAUUGGGAAUCGGAAGAGAUAUGAAAUCAGGGAUUACUGUUGGUUUUACAAGUUCUCCUUCUCCUUCUUCUACAACUCGACGAGGCCGUACGGUUUGACAAUCGCACCCACCUUUCGCCUGGGCGCACUGGUGACGGUGACGGUGGUGUUGGUGCUGGUGCUGGUGCUUGCUGUGUUGGCGAUGAUGUGA
Molecule: messenger RNA, 399 nt
Organism: Protopolystoma xenopodis
Lineage: Eukaryota; Metazoa; Platyhelminthes; Monogenea; Polystomatidea; Polystomatidae
Source: the annotation of a GenBank genome assembly